AUGUCAAGGGAAGCACACUGGGGUUUUCUGAUGAAGUACUCUGGGUACCUGGAACACAGGGAUGAGCCCUUCUGCACAAGCGGCUACAGCAAGUCUCCUAGGCUGAUGAAACUUGGAAAAGACAUUACCCUGGUGGGCCUGGAAAUUGGCCUGCUGACAAUGAAGAAGGGAGAGGUGGCGAGAUUUGUCUUCAGACCAGAUUACGCCUAUGGGCAGCAGGGCUGUCCUCCUCUCAUUCCCCCGAAUGCUACAGUCAUGUUUGAAGUGGAGGUGCUGGACUUCCUAGACUCGGAUGAAUCUGACACAUUCUUGGAGUUGACUGCUGAGCAGCAGGAUACAUUUCCGCUACAAAAGGUGUUGAAAGUGGCAGACACGGAGAGAGAGUUUGGCAACUACCUCUACCGUAAGCAGCACUUUGAGGGUGCCAAAGACAGAUACAAAAGGGCGUUCUCCAUCCUCCAUCGCAGCCCUUCUAAUGAGACAGAGCAGUGUCAGAUCAAUGCUUCCAAGUUGCUGGUGCUACUGAAUCUCUCGCUUACUUACCUGAAACUGGAAUGUCCUGCCCGAGCUUUGAUAUAUGGGAAGAAGGCCUUGGAGAUUGACCAAAGAAAUGCCAAAGCACUGUUCAGGUGUGGUCAGGCUUGUCUCUGCAUGACAGAAUACGAAAAAGCACGGGAUUUCCUGGUCAGAGCUCAGCACAUACAGCCAUUUAACCAGGAUAUUAACAAUGAGCUGAAAAAGUUGGCAAGCUGCUGCAAGGACUACAUGGAAAAGGAGAAAGAAAUGUGCUGCCGAAUGUUUGCCCCUCCCAACUCUUCUUCUGGCUAA
Molecule: messenger RNA, 828 nt
Organism: Charadrius vociferus (killdeer)
Lineage: Eukaryota; Metazoa; Chordata; Aves; Charadriiformes; Charadriidae
Gene: FKBP6
Product: FK506 binding protein 6, 36kDa
Exons: 7
Coding region: 1-828 (275 amino acids)
Molecular function (GO): peptidyl-prolyl cis-trans isomerase activity; protein binding
Source: RefSeq, a predicted model, not a curated record